CUCAAGUACCCUUAAAUAAGGAAGGGAAGAAUCUUCAAUACUGAGUUCCGUAGCAAGAAGUGAACCAUGAACGCAUUCAUCAUUUCAUGCUUUGUCGUCCUAGCCUGGGCUCCUGGGCUUUACUCAGGUCAAACACAACCGGCAAGAGAGCUGUGGACUAAAAUCAACCUCCUCCCAGUAUGCUUUGAGGGCCAAGGCGACAGGCCAGGUCACCUGGUUUAUGUUGGGCCGGGGAAGCUGGUGGGAGCAUUAAAACUUGUGUACAAGUCCGGAUCUAUUCGGUGCGGCGCAAACACCGCUUACGACAGCCGAUGGGGCUGCUAUCAAGUCAAUGGCAUGACGCAGUUUCCACUGAACGUGGUCAUUACCGAUGAGCAUAGGAAUGUGAUCUUCCCACUGCCCAAGAACCUCGCCACCAAUGGCUUUAAGUCAGGUCUGUGGUACUACCUGCCAAUGACUGACUCCGGUCACUCCGACGAGCUGGUGUUCACAAACUACCUGGAUCCGUUCUACCUACCGAAGUACCAGAAGCUGAUGGUCUGGUACGGAGAAGACCUUACGAACUGGUAUGAAGGUGAUGACGUAGGCAGGGUCUGCGUGGAUGUGUACGCGCAUAUGCUGUAAGGGGUACUGCCGCUGGUCAUGUUGUUUGGCCUUUGAAUUGGCAAUAAAAUGUACGAGAUUAA
Molecule: messenger RNA, 686 nt
Organism: Nematostella vectensis (starlet sea anemone)
Lineage: Eukaryota; Metazoa; Cnidaria; Anthozoa; Actiniaria; Edwardsiidae
Exons: 3
Coding region: 67-624 (185 amino acids)
Source: RefSeq, a predicted model, not a curated record